This is a messenger RNA of Pantherophis guttatus, 1902 nucleotides long. Lineage: Eukaryota; Metazoa; Chordata; Lepidosauria; Squamata; Colubridae. The record is from RefSeq and is a predicted model, not a curated record.
CAGUGGCGUGGAAGAGAACACUUGCUGCUUUUUAUUUGACUAUUUACAGCUGCAAAGAAUCCUGAUGAAUCUCUUCUGGUGUAUAUAUGCUUUGGUCAUCAUUCACUGCUGUUUAGACAAAGUUUCAGGCAGUCAGGAUUUGGACCUAUGUAACUCUUCAGGCGAACUUCCUUCUCCAGAGCUAUUUCUUGAUGCAGGAUCAGGUCAUAUGGGAGAUUCAAUUGUGCUGUUGUGUAUGCAUCCUUCAGAGGGUGUGGUGACAAGAUUUUUUUUUUGCAAAGAUAAAAUUCUUCUUUCAGUCCGAAAAGCAAUACUUUACCUGGGUAUAUAUAAACUCAAUGUUUCACAAGAUCUUCGUGGUCAAUAUUCAUGUGGGUACCAACAUAGGAAUGAGAUGAACCAGGAGACAACAUCUGCACUCAGUUCUGUGCGAAAUUUGACUGUCCUAUCAGGUUUAAUUUUUCAUCAGAAAUAAGAGAUCAAAAUUGGUGGAAGAAAUACUGAAGACAUGAAUCUGAAGAAAAACGUUAGCAAGAUUCCUUCAGCUCUAAUCAGCUGGAUCAAAGAUCAGUUAAAGAAAGAAAAUAAUCAGUUACAGGCAGAAAAUGAAUUCUUAGAUGUCCAUUUCUACAGAGUUGAUCUUACCUUGGACUUAAAAACAGCUCAUCCAAGAUUGGAAGUGUCUGAAGAUGGGAAAAGUGUGAGAGACACUGGAAAUAUUCAUCAUGUUUUGAUGAGUAAAGAGAGAUUUGAGUCUCAUACAUUUGUCUUGGCAAAACAAGGAUUUUCUAAAGGCAACUAUUACUGGGAAGUGGAGGUUAGCCAUAAAAAUGUGUGGGAUUUAGGUGUUGCAUCUGAAACUGCUCCUAGAAUAGGGAAGAUCACAUUGUCUCCUCAGAAUGGCUACUGGGUCAUAGGGUGUGAUUAUAGAAAAGAUUACUGGGCUCGGACAGAUCCCUGGACACGCUUGAAUAUGCCAUCUAAACCAACAAGAAUAGGGAUAUUCCUAAAUGUGAAAAGCCAUGAAAUUUCUUUUUAUGAUGCUAAGAGGAAACAUAAAUUAUAUACCUUUCUCCAUGUUGCUUCUGGGAAAUUUUAUCCCUUCUUCUCAACAGGCUCUGUAAAAGGAGAAGAAUUUGAUAAUGGGGAAUUGAUAAUCUCACCAUGGUUUUGAAGAAAAAUGAGAUAGUGGAAGAAAAGGAAAGAAAUAAUUAGGAUAGACUUUAGUGUGGUGUAGAUGUCUUUUUAAUGUCCUGAUUGAAAAUGAAAUGCACAAUGAUAGAGGUCUUUCCAGUGAAUACAACCUAGAACACAUUUUUCCUUGUGGGUAUUUAUAUUUAAAUUUUAACUCCAUACUUAUAUGUCUAAAAUAUAAUACACUUAGAGGUUUUAUAGCCUACAGUUAUCUUUGUUCCAUUAAUAUACCAGGUUUAAUUUAUGUAAUGCAAAGAUAUGUUUUGUUUUUACUUCAGUUAGCAGCAAUUAACUUUAGAGGAACUGUGAUGGCACAGUGGUUAGAUUGCAACAAUGCAGACUAAUUUUGCUGACUGCUUAUUGCCAACAGUUUGUCAGUUGGACUCUCACCAGCUCAAGGUUGACUCAACCUUCUAUCCUUCUGAGGUUGGUAAAAUGAGGACCCAGAUUGUUGGGGAUAAUAUGCUGAUUCUGUAAACCACUUAGAAAGGGAUGUAAAAGCACUAUGAAGUGGUAGAUAAGUCUAAGUGAUAUUGCUAUUAUUAUUAGAAGUAAAGUUUUGAUACUAAAACAUUCACUUACAAUAAACAAUAGAGCCAAAUAACUAUUUUAUUAAUGCAGACAAUGUACAACCUUUUUUCCACAGCUUUAAAAUGUUAACCAUGUAAUAUUUCUGAUGUAAUAUUAAACACUGGUUCUGAAAAAAAA